Candidozyma haemuli is the source of this 1668-nucleotide messenger RNA. RefSeq names its product Mnn2p (gene MNN2). Gene Ontology annotation, molecular function: alpha-1,2-mannosyltransferase activity. Gene Ontology annotation, biological process: mannan biosynthetic process. NCBI's taxonomy places the organism in Eukaryota, Fungi, Ascomycota, Pichiomycetes, Serinales, Metschnikowiaceae. The record is from RefSeq and is a predicted model, not a curated record. The transcript has a single exon. Gene Ontology annotation, cellular component: Golgi apparatus. Bases 1 to 1668 code for a protein of 555 amino acids.
AUGAGACUCCUCUUGACCCGUAAGCUGGCUCUUGUGAAGGUCUUUUUGGCGGCAGUGGUGGUUGUGGCCAUCACUCAUCAACUCACGUACCUGCCAUACAAUCCAUACGAUUUGUUCCAGGGGAAGAGCCAGGGUUUGGUGCCUUAUAAGGCUUUUUUCGAUGGAUUGGAGAAGUACGCUAUCCAUGCGGACCGCUUGAAGGAUAACUACGUCAAGGAGAAGGUUCACGAUGCUGCAAGUAACGUGAAGGACUUCUUAUACUCGAAGGAAUACCUUGAUGGGAUCUUGAACAUCAGUGACGAUACGUUUGAGAAGCUUAAGGUAUCACAUCGCGGGUAUGUUGACGAACAUAUGGCGAAUUUGCUUGAUAACGUCGGCGUGGCGACGUUUGGCGAGCUUACGCCAAAGUCCGAUAAGUGGAAAGACUAUAAAGGCUCGGCUGGUUACGUGUUGAUCGGUGGAGGUAAGUACUCCUGGUUGUCGUACCUCGUGAUCAAGCAGAUCAGAGCCACAGGGUCCACUUUACCGAUUGAAAUAUUCAUUCCUACUCAGAGCGAUAAUGACCCCAGGUUUUGUGAGGAGAUUGUGCCCAAAUUCAACGCUAGAUGUAACAUGCUAGACCUGAGUCUCGUGGAGUACCUCAGUCUCAAGUUCAACAUUGGUGGGUAUCAAUACAAAAUGUUGGCGCUCAUGGCGUCGCUGUUUGAGAACGUUAUUUAUUUGGAUUCCGAUCUUUACCCUCUCAAGAAUGUCGAGUACCUCUUGAAUUCUGAUUUAUACAAAGAAACGGGUCUCAUUAUCUGGCCUGACCAUUGGUCAAGAACAACCAAUCCAAAGUUCUAUGAUAUCGCAGGAUUGGAAGUGCCUGAAACGAAGGUUAGAUAUUCAGAAUAUGACCGUGCAGAAGCGGAGAAAAAGGGCGAAAGCUUAAAGGAUCUCAAAGAUUACACUUUUAAGGACUCCAAUUUCCACGAUUUUGAAAACACCCUUCCGAACCCAUCCUCGGAAGCAGGCGUCAUGGUCGUGAACAAAACUUCACAUCUUCGUACCUUGCUUUUGGCUCUUUACUAUAAUGUGUAUGGACCAUACUUUUACUAUCCAUUACUCACGCAGGGCGGAGCCGGCGAGGGUGACAAGGAAACAUUCAUUGCUGCAGCAACGGUAAUGAAAGAAAAUUGGUUCCAGACACUCAAGCAGUUCAUGUGGGUAGGCUAUCACAGUGACGACACAAAGAAAUUCGAAUCUAAGGCAUUGGGCCAUUAUGACCCUAUAGAUUCUAAGGUUGAUUCCGAAUCAGCAAAACUCAUUUUCAGCCAUUGUUCCUACCCUAAACAUUACACUGACUGGAUGUACAAUAACCACGAUCUUAUUUAUAAGGAGCUGGGCGAACAUAUCCGCAUGUACCACGGCACAUACGAGAAUAUUGGGUACGAUUUGGAUUUACGACUCCUCAACUCUCAUGCAGAGGCUCUAUGCGAGGAUAUAUGGCUCGAGAAGGAGAAAGAAGACAACAUCCCUCUCGACCAAAGAGAAGAGUACAUGGGCAACUACUUGGAAUACAUUAAUGGCGACAGAGAAAUCAACAAGAAGAGAUGCGAGGAGGUGUAUAUCCCACACUUGAAGUGGCUCAAGGAAACGACAAAAUACCCAGACACCCUUAAAUAUUAG